This is a messenger RNA of Cercospora beticola, 1390 nucleotides long. Its product is annotated as saccharopine dehydrogenase (NAD+, L-lysine-forming). The record is from RefSeq and is a predicted model, not a curated record. NCBI's taxonomy places the organism in Eukaryota, Fungi, Ascomycota, Dothideomycetes, Mycosphaerellales, Mycosphaerellaceae. Gene Ontology annotation, cellular component: cytoplasm. Gene Ontology annotation, molecular function: saccharopine dehydrogenase (NAD+, L-lysine-forming) activity.
AGCGCCCAAAGUCGCGACUUCACACAUUCAACGUCACAUCAUAACAAGAAAUCUCUCACUAAAACAUCAAAAUGUCUGACACUGUCCUACACGUGCGCGCUGAAACGAAGCCUCUGGAGCAUCGUUCGGCGGUCACACCGACUGUGGCUAAGAAGCUCGUCGAAGCUGGCUACACUGUCAAUGUCGAGCGCUCACCAUUGAGCAUUUUCCCUGAUAAAGAAUACGAGGGAACUGGUGCCACUCUCGUACCCACUGGGUCUUGGACUGAAGCACCCAAGGAGCACAUCAUUGUUGGUCUCAAGGAAUUACCAGAGGAGGAUUUUCCAUUGAAGCAUACACAUGUUCAAUUUGCGCAUUGCUACAAGGGACAAGGCGGUUGGGACAAGGUGCUCGGCAGAUUCCCGAGAGGAAAGGGUACCUUACUUGAUCUGGAGUUCCUGGAAGAUGAGAACGGAAGACGUGUUGCUGCUUUUGGCUACCACGCUGGAUUCGCAGGAGCUGCUCUCGCCCUCAUGACAUGGGCACACCAACUCGUACACGGCAAAGAUUCCCCUCUGCCUGGCGUUACGCCUUACGAGAAUGAAGGCCUGUUGAUUGAUGAUGUCAAGAAGCACAUCGAAGCCGGCAAGGCCAAAGCCGGUCGUCUGCCACGCGUGCUCGUGAUCGGCGCCCUUGGCCGAUGUGGACGUGGAGCAGUGGACCUCGCGGUCAAGGCUGGCGUCGAGGAUAUCAUCAAGUGGGAUAUCGACGAGACCAAGGCCAAGCCAGGACCAUACCAGGAGAUCAUCGAGUCGGACGUGUUCGUCAACUGCAUCUACCUCUCGGCCAAGAUCCCACCAUUCAUCGACCAAGCUUCGCUCGCCUCGCCCAGCCGCAAGCUCAGUGUCGUCUGCGAUGUGUCUUGCGACACCACGAACCCAAACAACCCAAUUCCGAUCUACGACAUCAACACCACAUUUGAUCGUCCAACAGUACCAGUCAAGCUCUCAGCAGAGGCCAAUGACCUGCCAUUGAGCGUGAUCAGCAUCGACCAUCUGCCUUCGCUCCUUCCGCGAGAAGCCUCCGAAGCUUUCAGCUCGGCUCUCCUGCCCAGUCUUCUCCAGCUGAACGACUGGAAGAACGCCCGGGUCUGGAAGCAAGCUGACAAGCUCUUCAAGGACAAGUGCGCCACUCUGCCGGAUGGGGCUGUCGAUGGUCAAGCUGAGCUCUUAGCUUCUCAGUCGUAAAACUCGAGCGACAGUCGCGUUGAUAUGAUAUAGUUAGAUCGCACCUGUUUUAGGUACCGAAUACCACGAGAUGUCAUGAUAGCUGCCACCUUGCGCCACAUUUCGACUGGCCAUCUCUUUCCCGCAAACUGCAGCUCAUCAAUUGACAUCCACUAACCAGCCCC